Molecule: messenger RNA, 1716 nt
Organism: Nerophis lumbriciformis (worm pipefish)
Lineage: Eukaryota; Metazoa; Chordata; Actinopteri; Syngnathiformes; Syngnathidae
Source: RefSeq, a predicted model, not a curated record
AUGGAGGCGCAGCCCAAAGAUCGGGCACGGGACAGUCGAAAUCAGCACCGCGGAGACGACGCCAGCCCUCCUCGGUGGACCCCUGGCCUAAAACAUGAGCAGAACCACUUCCACCAGCGCCAGCAUCAGGAAACGAACGCGAAGAAAACAGGCCACAAAAAAGUAAGCGUUGGUGAGGAGGAGGUGGAAAAGAGCAGGCAUUUGUUUACUACCGUUGGUAUGCCGCAUCCUCCCAACAGCAAUGGAAACAGACACGCAAGUAACACAAACGUGAAGAAGUCGACGACGCGGCUGUACUCGGCGGCUCCGAAAGCCGGCGGCAAAGGACUAGACUACAAAAAGACUAUGGACCUAAAGAAUGAUAAAGCUGUUGACUCGAAUCAUCAAGAGGAUAAGAAAGACGCCGCGUUGCUUCAAAACGGUGUCGCGCAUACCGACGUUAUUCUUAAUGGCUACUCGUGCAAGGACUACGACGGCAGCGGAUCGGAGGCUGGCUAUACCGUGUCCAAGAAACAUAAGGCAAGAUGUAACGUGAAGAACACCGACAACGCCAUGGGAGAGCAGGAGGCUGCGACUUUCAAUAUGGAGGCCGCCGAGAAAGGAGGGACUUCUCGACCCGACUGCUUAAAAGCCACGCACAAAGCGGAGACUCAGUCGGCGCCGAGACGGACCGAGGCCUCGGUAGGGGAACCUUCGAGGAAAAACUCUUUGGGUAAAAAGAUUGAGGAGCGACACAAAGCCAAGGUAUGCUCACCUUCAAAAGAGGAUUCGUGGACUUUGUUCAAGCCACCUCCAGUGUUUCCUGUGGACAAUAGCAGUGCUAAAAUAGUUCCCAAGAUCAGUUAUGCAAGUAAAGUCAAAGAGAACCUCAACAAAGUAGCUCAAGGUGGAGCAGAAGUAGUGCCUCCUCCCGUCAGACUGUCGCAGGUUCCCAUGUCCGCUAUGAAAACCAUCACUUCGGCUAGCUUUACUAACGGGCCGGUUUCCGCCAGCGGGAAUGGUACCUUCUUUUCGCCCGCCGCUACGGCGAGUGGGGACAAUGUAGCAUCUCCUUUAGAAAGUAAGUGUAACUCUAGCUCUACAAGCAGCCCCCCCAUUAAGGGGGAGGCGUACGAACUGAGAAAGUAUUCUCUUUUAAUUUACCCUUUAAAUAUGCAAGCCGCGCUCCCUAGUGCCCGCCACCUCAACCCGCCGGCUACUCAGACAAAUCAAAAAGCCCUGGGAGAAAUCUUCCAAAAUAAAUGGGGGCUGUCCUUCAUUAACGAGCCCAACUUGGCGCCGGAAGGCGGGAGCGGCCCGCCGCCCGCGCAGGACGGCCUACCUCCGGGCCAGCGUCGGGCCAAGCCGUGCUUCGAAGGCCCUUUCUUCCUGGAGACGGGCACUUUGGCUCAAGACGGCGAGAAAAGGACGUUUAUUAUUUCGCCCGCUCGCGUCCCGGCCAAGGAGGAGAACGGAGAAAAGACGAGCGCGGACGCGCCCCGUAAGGAAAGCGCUGCUAAGCUCGCGCAGGGCCACGCCGACACCGUGUCGUUUGGCACGUCCAAAGAACAGGUCUCGUUGAAAGAUGUCUGCAGAAGGCGGAGUUGGGGGGCAUUCGAUGUCAAAGCUGCUGUCACUUAUCACACUAAAGAAAUGGAAUACGUUUUCAGCUUGCAAAAACAAUAUCCAAAUCUAGUACUGGUUUAUGACGAGGCCGAGGACGGACCCGAUCAAUGA